This is a messenger RNA of Bombus pascuorum, 12462 nucleotides long. RefSeq names its product LHFPL tetraspan subfamily member 6 protein-like. The coding region runs from base 889 to 1506 and encodes 205 amino acids. NCBI's taxonomy places the organism in Eukaryota, Metazoa, Arthropoda, Insecta, Hymenoptera, Apidae. The record is from RefSeq and is a predicted model, not a curated record. The transcript has 5 exons. Gene Ontology annotation, cellular component: membrane.
CUCUUUCCUAUUUUUCUCUCGUCACGUCCCGUUCUUCUUUCAUCCUGAUACUCCAAGGCGGAUCUCGCGCGCGCGCGCGCGACCUAACGACGCGAUGAAUUUCUCUCGAGAGCCGACCGACGAACGCACGGCGUGGCUCCAUGCGCUUCGCCGCGCCUCGCUCCGGCUAUAAUUAACAAAACCGCUCUCGUACUGCCGAGAGAAACUGUUCCCUUGUAACGUGCUGACGCUCGCGAUCAUGCCGCCUCCCGACGAAACUGUGUUUUAAUCGAUUCCACCGAUUCGAAGACAAAUCGAUCAAAAGUGUAUCGUAGGUGGUGAGAGACAGUAUCCGAGCAGAUGGAUCGUCGUUAGAAGCUGAGAAGAAAGAGGCGAGACUGUGUCCAGGGCACGCGAACGCGAGCAAACACGGCCACCGCGAACCUUGACCGUGAGUCUCUGUUCAGGUCUUUCCGUGGAACGACCGACCUAUUAACCGAUCUAUUCUCAUCUCUGGCGGCGUACUCGACGCGCGACCGCCUUACGAACGCGACGUUUCUCCGCGUUCGCGUCUUUCAGUGUAAAAAGUGAGUUUGAGCCUUUCUGCGAUCAGGCUCGACAAUUUCGUUGCGUACGUCGCCAGUGUACGCCAGGAAAGAGAGCAGCUGGUACAACUGCCGACGUUUCGAACAACCGUGACAAGUGGAUUUCGCGAGUGUCGAGAAAGAACGAGCUUCGGAGACGUCGGUGUGCGAAGCGGAAUCCUCUCCCGGAUCGCGACGGUUGCCACGUUUCGAAUAGCAGUUUCGUUGGCGAUGCGCGAGUAGGAUAAAGGAGAAGAGAACGGCCGAGAGAGACAGCGAGGAACCAGCGGCGAAGACAGAGGAGAGACGCUUUUAAACCGAUGAGAUGACAGUGCUGUGCGUGUUGUGGGCGACUCUGUCCACCGUGGCAUCGAUUCUCGCCUGCUCCGGAUUUUACCUGCCUUACUGGAUUCAGGGACGACUGCUAGGAAAGGCAGACGCGUACUUUAGUUCCUUUCGACGCUGCAACUAUCCACGGCUGAGGACGACGAACGCCCCUCCCGAAAUAGUUUACGAGUGCGCCAGAUACUCCAGCUUUUGGGACAUUCCGAGCGCCUGGUGGCAGGCGAGCACCGUCACCAUGGGAAUCGGUGUCGCGAUCGCGCUGAUCGGCGCGCUCACCCUGCUAGCCGCUGUCACCAGCUUCCUGCCGCACAUACUGAAAACGCCUAAGCACACCAGAGUCCUGGGCUCCCUGCAGUUGCUCGCUGCAGUGAUGAUAUGCGGCGGCCUGGUGAUGUAUCCUAUAGGAUGGGACAAUCGGGAGGUACAGGAGUCCUGCGGGAAGAGCGCCAACGUAUACAAUCUCGGAAAGUGUUCCGUGUCAUGGUCGAGCCACCUGCUGGUAGGCUCGGUGGCGCUAUUAAUGCUGUGCUUCGGGUUGAGCUUCUGCGCCGCACGACACAAGUCAUCCAACCCACACACCGAUCCUCUGCGCAUUUGACAAUCGAGAUAUUCCCAAUCGAUUCACGCCUAUGCCUCGCCGAAGACGACCACCCUCUCUUUCGUCACGGUCUGUUGAUCGUGAACCGGACGAGCAUCGAGAAACCACCACGAGCCUCUGCGUUCACCUGGGUACGCCACCACACGUCACACACCACACACCACACGUCACAUGUCACACGUCACACGCUUGUGCGCGACUGCGUCGAUCUCGGCGUCUGUCUAAAGCUGGGAUUUCUUAUUAGCGUCGGACGCAUUUACGCGUCUUUCGGUCGAACGCAACAUUUACACGCAGCCAGAUUUCCUAUCGGUGUAACAUACUUGUAUUAUAAUACAGCGAAGAAGAAUACGACGGACAGAAGCGUAACGUACAGUAGAAUUUCGUUUGUACGAACGAGUUGACGAGUCUCUCGCGAGCCAAACGAUCGAUUACGUUAUUAGGUAUCUUCAUUAUUCGAUUCUCAAGAAACAAGUAACUUUUGCGAAUUAGUUUGUUCGUUGCCAGAAGAUAUAUAAUAGGAUAAAUUCUAGAGUAAAUUUAAAAAAUAGCGUUUUUAAAGUCACACUCUGUUGUUCGACCGAAUAUAAUUUUAAUCGCACGCGUAUUCUUACAACGACUAUACGCGAUCGUUUGCGUUGCAAACUAAAUUCCCAAUGUCGAAGAAGAAACAGUUGAACAGGAUACCGAGACCACUGCUUCGCCACAAUUCCCGAAUAUCAAGUUGUAUCGUUCGAACUAGUCAGACGAGGUCUUUUCUCAAAAUUUAUCGCUAGAGUUGCUCGGUUAUCCGAACUAACGUGUUCCCCUGUUGAGAAACGAGCUUCUACUGUGCUUCUAAAUAAUUUUCAACCGUUGCAUUUGCAUUAGACACGAUGGACGCUUAUAGGAAAUCCUAUCUUAACGCGUCUCGCACUUUACUUACGAACAUCAUUACGGAAUUACCUUGAAACGACCACCGAUCGUCUUGUCGAUCGACAACGUCUUUUUAUCGACGGUAUUUCGCCUGCAUCAAACUUCGUAAACGAUGUGCACUUACCGACAAGUUGAAGCUAUCGACAAGAUCGUCAUCGACACCGAGUUUCGUCAACGGUGUGCAAACCGUCGUUAGUCAGCACUCGAAUAAUACGACAGUGUUUUAUUUUUGUUUCUUCCGUAACGCUUCGUCUCGUGAUAGUUUCUCCAACAUAUUGUUCAUCAGAAACUGCGUCGUUUGUAAGAAGAACAUAGUCGACGAUCUCGCGUCGGUGAACGCACAACGUUGACAAAAGUCGACGAAAACACUGGCGACGAUGUCAAUCCGAUUAGCGCGUGCGUAGCAUCGUUGAAGCUCAGUGUCGAAAUAUUCGUCGAUGAAAAAUUCGUGAAUGAUCUUGGUCAUCUAAAGGUAAUUUUUAUGUGUAUAGCAUAGCGUUUGCUCCACCGGACGGUGUUUUCGUUCCUGGUUUCCGAACCGUGUUAGACGGUUCGCCUCGACACCCUAUCGAUACCGCCCCCCUCCCACCGUUAAAAAAAGUUUCUCCGUAAAAAGAAAACAAAAAGAAAAGAAGAAAAAACGUAGAUGCGCGGAAUGCAGGAACAUCGUCUACGGUAUGUUUGAAGGAAGAGAAAUUCCAGGAAGAUUCAUCGAGGAAUAAAACUGGACGCGACCGAAGGAGCGAAUGCAGCGGGGAGCGAGCCUAGUUUGUUAAUCGAUGCGAAGCUUCUGGCAGCGUCAGACCACGCGAGAUUCUCGCGUAUUUGAACGAAUCGUUUCGCGUUACGAUCCAGCCGUCGCGGCUAAAUUAAAUUACGCGCGCACGACCUGACUUUCCAGCGCUCCUCGGUGUCGCAGACAGCGAUUAAUUUCCAUCAAGCAAGUCAAACCCUAGCUAGAAUCAGUGACAACGCGGUCGCGUGAAACGACUUUGCUUUCUGGAUCCGAUGGCACGGCUGUUCCUCUCCUUAGCAAGAGACGAGUUAACUCGAGUCGCCUAUUUCGAUGUAAUUUGGUUUCUUUACGUCGACGGCUAGUAGCGAGCUGUAGCGCGACUUUGUACGAAACAGUUUUGUUUCGUGGGUUUUAUACAAAAAUAGGGAAAUUAUCGAUCGGGCCGUCGGAGCGUUGCUCUCUCGCGCACGAGACGAUAGACAAUUUUCGUCCUACCACGACGCUUUAAUUGGAAAUUCUCUAUCUUUUUACGUGUCGUUUACUACGGUACCCGUUGCAUCUACGCGCGAUGAAAGAUCGCUCAUCCGUAUCGGAGCUUAGCCAGGCUCCGACGAAAAAAGAGACGUUCCGAGUAGCAAGAAUACUUUAGACAGGUAACGCGAUCUCUAGACACCUGUUCGUUGUCGAAAGCAAACUCUCGCCUAUGUUCUUUAUGACCAGCAUUUGAUAUUUGGUAUUCGAACGCUAGUAGCUCGGAGUUCGCUUCGGGGCGUUCCGUAUCCACCUCUGUAUCCAGCUUUCGGUUGUUUCUCCGGCAAAUUCACUCUCCUCGGAGCUGGAUAAGGCAACGGUCACGCUGCGUUGCCUUUUUCACUUCAUCUUUGUUCGCGAGUUCACCAUUCGAAAGACUAAACUUUCCACGUUUAAUCCUCGUUGUCUGGAGCGAUCGCGGUAAGUAAAUUUGGUCGAGCGAUGGCGCGUUUCGCCGCCACCGAUUAUCGGCGAGGAGCAUAUGGGAAAAUUGGAAAAAUCGAAGGACGGCUGAUACGUCAACGAUACUCGAACCGCGCUCGAAAUUCUAUGCCGGAGCUCGUUAGCUGUGCGCCAACAAAAGGCUUAGGUGGCUCGAUUCAGCCGGUCUAGUGAAAAGAACGAAUCACGACGCGCCAUCGACCUCUUUCCUAAUUUGCAUGGAAGGCGCUCGUCGAAUCGCGGUUCGCCGCAAUUAAAAUUAUGCGACCGAAAAGGAAAAAAAAAAAAGGGGGAAAAGAGGAACGAGAAGAAACGGCGGGAGGAAACAGGGGGAGGACAGCUGUUGGGAGUUUGAUUUUCCUGGCGGAUUUUCGAGCAGGUACCCUCGAACGCGGCAUUUCACGAAGCCGGCUCGCAUUGUGUGGAUUAAAUCCGCGAUGCUCGAAGAGACGCGGGGGCCGGCUCGUUCUGGUUCCACGCAUCGUCGGUUUCUCGCGGUCGCGCUCUCGCGUAAGCUUCAUCCGUGGUCGAUCCGGGACCACGGAACAUUGGAUUCGUCGCGGUUCGACGGACCGAACGCGUGGCCAAAUCAACGUUCAGUUUCCAAAUCUUUGAAUUCCACCGACGUUUUGACUUUUCCGUGCAAACGAAACUCGUACAAAACUGUACGACAGGGUUAAAGCGUAUAUUACGCGUUGGUCCUUGCAAAACAGUGGAAGCCGCGAGAAAGGGAAAAGUGACGUAAAGAGAGCGGAAAAAGAGAACUCGAUGGGAGGUCACGUGUUACGCGAUUUUCCGGCCGCGGCAAAAACAACGGCGCCUUUGAAAAAUGUCAUAAAAUCGCUAAAAGCCACGGUCUCUGUUUCUGUCCGCUUUUUCACCUCCCCUGCCCGUCUCUUGCCCCAUCCGCGCCCUCUUUCUUUCUCUCUGUUUCGCUUUGUGCGAAACGAGACACGAAAUUUUCGAGUGCACCGCUAGACGCAAAACGUAACUGUAAAACCGUGACUCGCUCGUCCGUGCUUUUUCCUACCAUUCCUUAGCCUCGUUAACGACAGGCGUGGACUAAUUGCAAAGCGGACUACCACCGCGCCUACACCGCUGUUCUAGCAUUCUAGCGCGAGCUCGACAACGCGCAACAUUUCCAGAAACUACCGUUUUAUUCGAAACGUCGUGAAUUUUACAAUUGAAAAUACCCCUUGCAACUUCGAAACCGGUUACCAUUCAUAUCCAUGUUUCUUAAGACCUUCUUGCCUGUUUUCAUAAGUGCUACGUGCUCUCGAAAUUCAAGCGCAACUUUUUCGAACACCCUGUAUAUUCGCGCGACGUUCGUUCCAAGAUGAAUCCACAGAGACUACCGCCUUCUUAUUAAAAUAACAUCGAGAAGAUUGCAUUCGCAAGAAACGGUCGUGGAAGCGCGCAAACUUGCUACGGAGUGUUUCGAACGCGGAUCUGUAUUUCCUUAGCGUAACGCGGAAAGUAUAUGAAACUCGGCGGAGCGGUUUAAACGAACGGUAAUUUAAAUGGUAAUCGAGGCAGACGGUAUCGCGCGGCGAUUCUAACCUAAAUUUAAAACGUCAAAACUUGCGCACUUCUCGUUUCUAUCGUCGGAGGAAUCAAUUGCGGUGUUUCCUGGUCGCGCUAACGCGAAAGUUGUUCGCGCGGAAACACCGAAGAAGAGCGACCGCCGACGAAAGAUUUACCGUGCGAGGAUACGAGGAACCGGUGUAAAAGAAGAGUCGCAGAGUGAAACAAUCGAACGAGGUACACGUCGCGUUCGCCCGCCUCGAGUUUUUCUCCUUUCGCUCCUUGUUCCUCGACUUUGCGCUUUAUUCGUCCUCCAGCCGUUCGACCAACACACGUCGGAACGUGUCCUCGGCGUUACGCCGUUACACCCCGUGGAAAUUAUUACGCUCGAUUUCCCAUUUUUAACGUCCCUUUCGCCGCCCUCUUUCGGUUCACCCUUCCCCGCCAUUUUCUCGAGGACAGUUUCUCUCGGUGGGCUGAACACGGUUACCUCUUCGCCAGGAACAAGGAGGACCACCGAGCGAUCGAUCGACAUCUUCGGUUCGAGCUGUCCGAAUCAGGGCCCAGGAUCCAGGCAAACUUCCCUUCUAAAUCCAGACUUGUCCACGAGGCUGUGUCUCUCGCACGAUUUCCUCUUCUUGCUAUCUUUCUUCUCACGAUCCCUUUUUUGUCUCUUAUCGACUUUCGGCAUUCUCGCACAGAAUCGUUUCUCUCCUCUCCGCGAACGAAUCACCGAAGAACACCUCGCACAGUGCCUAGCCGCGAGCUAGGGACACGAAAGCGGCGAGAGGCGAAGAGUCUGUUCCCGUGACCGAUCGAGCUAUCGUGACACGAGAAACGAGGGUCGAAAGGUUGGAUUUUCUACGGAUAAGCGUAGCACGUGUGAGUCUUUAACGCGUUGACCGCCACGUCGACGUGCACGUCCGUGACCCAAAUUUUCCUCGGUUACUACGUUUUCUACAACGAUGAAGUAAGAUUGUGCGUUAUGCGCGCACAGGAAGACCGCGAAUUUUUAUACAUUUUUCGGGGGUUUAAUUUCGUGCAAACGGUACAUAUAGCGCGCAUAAUAUAGGAAAACAUACGAAAUAUCGAAAGUACGGUACUCUUUGCAAUUUAUAAUUACAAACGUUACAAAACAGUGCUCCGUUUAUCGGUCCAUUUUUUAAAAUACAUUCGUGCAAAUAAAUUUGCAGAAACAUCCGCGGUCUGUUCGCAACAGUCUACGUAUUUAAUUCCUCCGUGUACGUGCUUGAUCUCUCGACGAUCUGUCGGGACACGAAUUCGCUCUAACCGUAAGCGUCGGACGCGAACGUCUGACGCCCGUAGGAAAUCUCAUCCGAAGAGUCCGAUCGAUCAGCGGAUCGAUCGGCGACUAAAGUUCAGCCAUCGUUCGGAUCUCCGCGAGCGUGCAACGGAAAAACGAGCCGCGACUGCUAGCGAAAAGGUACGACUUUGCGUUUAUAUAAAGCCACCGCAUCGGGCGGAGUUCCAUUAAGAGAGAAACGAGCGCGACUUUCGUUCCAGUCCGAUGCACAGGGUCGACGGCGGUGUGUGCCGACGUACCUAUUGACUUUUCCAUCGAACGAUCUCCGGCAGCGGCCGCGCGAGUAAACCAAAAGCGCGAGACGAGGAAAGAGAGAGAAGAUUACCGUUACUAUUCGCGAAGUGUAUGCCACGACGUGCAUUGGAACGCGGGAUACACGGGGAAAAACGAGAGUAGCCAAAGCCCGGAUACCCCGCGGCGAGUUAUCGACGAAAGUCGGAUGAAACAAAAGUUGGGUGACUCGUUCGCUUAAGAGUUUACGCCUCGAGGAUACGUUGCGGCUUACCGAUCCUCGAUCCUCGUUCGUUCGCUCGCGAUCGAAUUUUCCCUUCGAUUUCCAACGAUCCGCGACCUGUUGCGAGAACGCAAGCUUGUUUCACGUUUCUCGAUCCACAUUGCGUGUCCUCUGUCCAAACAGACUGAAACGCAAAUGGAAUUAUUCGAAAAAACGUUAAUUUUGUCGUGUUUUGUACUUUGUUGCGCUCUGGUCUUCUUCAGGGAAAAAACAUUGUUAAUUAAAACGAGGUUCCACGUUUUAUCCAAUUUUUUCGAACGAUCAAGCUAUGAUAAAUUUCUGGAAUUAGGAUAUCGAACACCGAUUUAGAAAAAAGUAUAUUUUGCAAAAAUUCGGUACUACGAAUAUAUAGUAUAUUUCGACCUAUCGUCCCUCCCACAGCAAAGUAUACGAGUAGCGGAUAACAAAAGGUUGUCUCACCCUAUGGAUUUUAGUAACGUUGUAUUAGAAAUUGUUUAUAGCGUCGGUAACAGUCACGUUACGUUUAUUCGUUGCUCUUACCAAAUCCAUAGGUCCGCUUAAUAAAAUUACAGCGUCUUCUCGUGUUUCUUAUUUCGUAAACUUCCUUCUGUCUGUAAUUAUAUUCGCGCCGCAGCCAACGUGUUGAUACUACGUACAGGGUUUGAACAAAAUAAUGGAAACACCCCUUAUACGUCAUAUAUAUAUAUGUCGAGUUCUCAUUGGGGUUAGAGGCGUGUUUGGAUUAGCCAUUGUUGUUAUACAAUAUGGAUGAUAUUUACUGGUGCAAAUAGGAUUAGUGGCGAUUAGAUACUCGAGAUGCUAAUGGCAAUGAUCUUAGGUUCAGUAACGAAUCCACGGUCGACGGGAUAGCAAAUGCGCUUUCUUCCAAAGUCUAAGUCCAACUAAACUUACGUGUCCACAAUUCAAGUGUAACUAAACUAAUUGUCCACAGUACAAGUAGAACUCGACUAACUCUGUUAGUUGAAGUGAAACUGCGCUUAUAUACUCUUCUCUGUCCCUCUCUGUACCCCUCGGGUCAACUAUAUUUUUCAUGCAGAGUAAAAUAAUGCCGUAUAAAGCCACGUUAAAACCUGUUUGGACCUAUGGGGUCCAACUAUCGGGAACAGCGAGUAAUUCCAACAUAGAAAUUGUUUAACGAUUCCAAUCGAAAAUUCUAAGAUCCCAAUACAUCGCGAGCUUAAGAUACCCACAUUUAAAGAAGAAAUAUUCAAAUUCAGUAACAGAUUUAAUAUAAGAGUUAACAAUCACCAAAACCCAUUAAUUACUUUACACGACGGAUCAGAUCCGCAGACUGAAAAGACAAUACCCUUUGGAUCGAAGCAUUAGAUUCAACUAGAAUCAAACAUACUGUAAACUCUUAUAAUCCAAGUUACGGUACCACGCCGAAACAAUUUACUUAUAAUUCUCAAUGAGAAUUGAUUGUAAAAAGUGUACCAAAUAAAAAAAAGACUAUAUUUUUAAGGAGAGCUAUGCAACUACUCCAUAUUUCUGUUAGCUAAAAACAUCCAUCCCGUGACCGUGGCUACGUUCAACGACCAGUCGUGUCACUUCGAGCCCGAGCCUACUCUCAUAAAUCUCGGUCAAACAUAAUCGGAUUAAAUCAUAAACAACUACUUCCAAGUUUUAUUAUUUAAGUACAGCUGUAAUAAAAAGUCUAGACUAAAGCAUCGGGGGUGUCCCCAAAAAUUCCGGAAGAAAGGCCCCGUUGUCCUUUCAUCUCCGACAUAUAUAAUAUAAGAUAUGAGAGGUGUUUCGCGCAAUCCCUGUAAAACGCUCCCAAACGAUAUUUUCACAAUCACCGAUAACGCAAAGAAAUUUCCAUGAACUAUAAAACAGAAUCGAACGUCGGUAAAUGGAAUUUGAAGGGAAGAGCCGAAAUCUUCUUUCCCUGCGUACUCGAGGUUCAAAACAGCGGUUCUAGUCGCGUUUCCUUCCUAUCGCACGACACGGAACUUGCAACGAGAGAACGAAACGCGGCCGAAAAGGCUUGCGAUAAUCUGAAUUCCUGAGGGGUAUUUUGCGACCUCGUUUUUCUACGCGGUACCGCGCGUAGCACGCGUGAGGUACGAACCAGACGCAAGUGGAACCAUCCUCAUCGGGAUAUACGUAUAUCGCGUGCCAACUAAACGCAAUUUCGGAAUAGUUUCCCUCGGCGCGCGGAUUAAAUUUUCCUUUGUUCGCGUUAUGGAGUCGGGCCGCGUUCGUCUCGUCUCGUCUCGCCUCGCUUCGCCUCCCAUUGCCGCGUUUCUCGGCCAAGCCGACUGUUCGCCGUGCUUUCACCCGUACCAACAAUUAGAUCGACAACCCUAGGCGUGUACUUUAACUUUGCGGCCUUUCGGAAACGCUGCUAUUUUCUACGCGCCGAAACAUUUCCUCCAAACAGAUAAUUCUGACGCAGAAAGAUGAAACUGUUGGAAGAGUUUAAGGGCCAGGUUUUGAAGAAUUUUGAAGGUAUCGUCGGUGUAGAUCGGGAAUAUUUACGCAGACUAAGCGAUCUGCGCACGCGCGAAAUAUGCAAAUGCGAGUGGAAAAUAUGCAAAGUAUGUUGGCGAUAUGUUGGUUGUACUUUUGAUAUAUCAAAUGUCAUCUGAACGAUGGGAUAUUUGGCAAGAUAUUCGACGAUACUCUGCUCAAAUUUCCGCUCGUUAACCGACCAUGUUUCCACGUGAAAUACACUACCCGAUGAUUUUCUGAAAUAUUCGUUUUUAGCAGAAUUUGAGAAAGCUCGCGCGUUUGCUUCUCGUUCGAUUCAGGUCGCAGGUAAUGACGCGAUGAGCUUAAUUACACCGAACUAUUCCGCGAUAAUUCGAAACAUAAACGUCCUACGCUUAGCCAACCACUCAAAAUCGCAACUGUACGACGUGGUCUAUAUUUGACAUUAGAAGUUCGAAUCGAAUCGUGAAGCAAAGUCGGACACGUAAUGUUACGAUUAUCGUAGAUUCGUUGAAGGAUACGGAACGAUGGUUCGAAACUAGAAAGUUACUGAACCAGGAGGAUACGAAUUAAAACGAUAUAUACGAAUACGUAUAUUUUUGUGUAUUUUCUUGAAAUAAUCCAGACCAGAAGGGAAUAUAUCAACUACGCUACGAACUUUUCCAACAGCUCGAUAAUUCCACGUUAAAGCAACACUCCUCGCGUUCGAUUCUUGUCGAAGAAUCUUCGAAAAUCCGCGAAUCCGCCGGAUAAGAGGCUACGCGUAAUCGCCGAUGUCCCUGAAAGCGCUUUAACGAUUCGUGAAAUAAUUAAAGCGAAUCGUCUGGCUCUGGAUUCGUCGGUUCGGACGAGAGGCUUCAGCAAGAGUCGAAGACGAAACGACGUUCAAUUAGUUGGGUCGGGGGUGGAUCGAAGUAGAAAAACGAGUUCCUAGCGAUUGCGUAACUUGCAAAGCUCUGGUGGAUGUAAAAGGACAAGGUAGGAAAGAACAGCAGGGUCAUUGGCUCUAGCUUCGGUUGGCAGCAACGCGAAAUCACGAUCGACUCUGUUCAAAGCACAAUCGUUUUCGCAAACUCGUGCCUCCCUUUGAUGACCCGAGUAAACGGUAACUCGAUCGCGACGGAUUUGUAACCGUUCCCCAGGCCCCUUGCUGCUUAUUUGCAUGCAAAUUGCCAGCCUUUCACAGACACGAUAAAAAGACAGAGGGAAAAAGGCGAAGAAAAUAGCAUCGCAAGCGCCUGCGAAAGCAAGCAGAGUGUCCUCGCGUGGGACGAAAAUGCAGGAUGAUCUUCUUGCUGGUUAACUCUCGUCGAGUUACUCGAAGGAAGAACGAUAGCAACGGUAGAAUACUAAUUUCUCUUCUAUUAACUUCCAUUAAUUGACCCUUAACGAUCGUUAGUUCGUUUCGCGGUGUUCUCGAAGACGACGGAAAAUUGGCUAAACCACAGCGAUCGUAGACAGAUAGAAACGAAGAUGAAAUUAUCUGUACACCGCCGACCAUAAAUAUUCCAACACCUACGCGUUGCAGUUUAGUUUCCUUGGCGUUUUACGCUGUGAGACGCGCGUAAUACCGCGACCUAGUGACGAAACACUUGGAAAAUCGAAACGGUGAAAAGCGUACAAUUUGCAUUAAUAACACGCACGUGUCAACUUCACGGCUCUUCUGUGCGUAAGUACAAGCUUAUGGUCGGCAAUUUAUGUUUGCAAAUGCAACGGCGGAAUCUUUCGAUCGUUAAGGUUGAACAGCACGAAAAUCCAGCACAGAUUCGGUCUCAACUCGAUUGCCUGUAUUUUUCGAACCGUCGAUGUCCUAUCUUGGAUGCUGCGUCGAAAGCGAAAGUUUUUAACACUCGACAGAAACACGAUCGGGUAGAAGACGAGUGAAAGAACGCGACAGGUUUAAGCAAUAAGAGAAGCACCCUGUGUCUCUUGCGUAUUCAGUCAUUCGAACGAACUCGACUUGACGAACUCGAGAGGAAGAACGUUCCACGGCGAAUCGAGGAAAUCGUGUACGUGUAAAUAACGAUAACGCGACCGCGUUGCUCAGACGCGGAUAUAAAUUCCAUUUGAUGUGCCGUCGACCGAGGAAAACGAAGGCCAGGCGUCAUCGACGCGUGAAACGUAGCGAUAUUUUUUCGGGAAAAGUCAAACGUUCCGACGCGAAAACGUUCUUUGAUCGACCGCGCCCUUUCCACUUGGUCCUGGCGCGCUGCACGGUCUACGUUCGACGAUUCAACGUUUUCACGAGUUUUAUCGCAGCUCGCAAAUGCGUUUGAACGACGAGAAUAUUCGGAGAUGCGUAGAAUCAUAAUAGGUGGAAGUUGAAAGUUGUGGCCUGCGUAAUUGUACGACGAGGCGCUAGUUAUCGUCAUCACCCUCUGUAUUCCAAGGGGUGAAUUCAUCUUCUCUGACGACAGCCCGUCGAAAUCUUCGCGAAUGCGAAUCGCGUAGCACUUUACUUAUUGUACAUACUAUACAUAUGCAUAUAGUACGUGAAUAUUCGAUAUGGCGUAAAUGUUACGUAUUAUUAUAUUUUAUAAUAAAACUGGAAUAAACGAA